Eutrema salsugineum is the source of this 2296-nucleotide messenger RNA. RefSeq names its product transmembrane protein 214-B. The transcript has 10 exons. NCBI's taxonomy places the organism in Eukaryota, Viridiplantae, Streptophyta, Magnoliopsida, Brassicales, Brassicaceae. The coding region runs from base 144 to 1970 and encodes 608 amino acids. Gene Ontology annotation, cellular component: endoplasmic reticulum; Golgi apparatus. The record is from RefSeq and is a predicted model, not a curated record.
CUAUUUAUACCUCUCCGUCCGGUCAUCCCGUAUUCUCCUUGUCGUCGUCGUCUUUUUUCGUUCUGUUUCUCUUUCUUCUCGCCGGAGAGACCCACCCAAAAAAACAGAAACUUUUGAAUUAAUUUCGAGAGCUCAAGGGAAAUAUGGAUCCGAUCGAAUCCGUGGAGUACAAUGGCUUUGAGAACACCAACGGAAACUCUCACACCGACCAUGGGUGGAAGAAGGUAGUGUACCCGAAACGCAAUCGGAAGCAAAAACCGGCGGAUCAGGCGGCGAAUGGCAUCGCCGGAAAUGUGGCUCCCAACGGAGCUUUAGCGAACGGAGACAACGUCUUCCGUUCCCUCGAGGAGCAGGCUGAAGAUCGCCAUCGACGGAUCCUCGAGGCGAAGAAGGCCGCUGAUGCAUCGGACGGUUCCGAUCUGACGAGAUCUAAACGCCGAUCCAACGGUUACGGCGACGAUGGGUAUGAUUUCGACGAUAGCGACGCUGAAAACGCUGCGGGGAAGGAGAAUUUGAAGGCGGAGGGAGCUAAAAAACCGAAGCCCAAGAAGGAGAAGAAGCCAAAGGUGACUUUAGCAGAAGCUGCUGCUAAAAUUGACGCAUCCAAUCUCGCGGCUUUCCUCGUCGAAGCUUCGGAACUGUAUGAGAAUCAGCCAGAUAUUCAGCUAAAGAGAUAUGCUGAUUACUUUGGGAGAGCACUCUCUGGUGUAUCAUCAGCUCAUUUUCCGUGGGUGAAAACGUUCAAGGAAUCUCCUUUGUCCAAGCUGAUCGAUAUUCCGCUCUCUCAUAUUCCUGAAGCUGUUUAUAAAACAUCAGCCGAUUGGAUCAACCAACGUCCCAUUGAGGCACUUGGAGGCUUUGUAUUGUGGGCCUUGGAUGCUAUUCUUGCGGACUUGGCUGUACAACAAGGAGGCGCCAAGGGCGGUAAGAAGGGCGCACAACAGGCUACUUCGAAAUCUCAGGUUGCAAUAUUUGUGGCGGUAGCAAUGGUAUUGCGCAAGAAACCUGAUGCUCUAACUAAUAUAUUGCCAACUUUGAGGGAGAAUCCCAAGUAUCAAGGACAGGAUAAGCUUCCAGUCACAGUUUGGAUGAUGGCUCAGGCCUCCCAAGGUGAUAUAUCAGUAGGCUUGUACUCGUGGGCGCACAACUUGUUACCGGUUGUCAGUAGCAAGAGUUGCAAUCCUCAGUCAAGGGAUCUCAUCCUUCAGUUGGUUGAGAGGAUCUUGUCCUACCCGAAGGCCCGGACCAUACUAGUUAAUGGAGCUGUGAGGAAGGGAGAGCGAUUGAUUCCACCUCCUUCGUUUGAGAUCUUAAUGAGACUUACAUUCCCUGCGUCAUCCGCAAGAGUGAAGGCUACAGAGAGGUUUGAGGCAAUAUAUCCCUUGUUGAAGGAAGUGUCUCUUGCUGGUGCACCUGGAAGCAAGGCAAUGAAGCAAGUCACACAGCAAAUAUUCACUUUUACUCUGAAAGCAGCAGGGGAAGGAAAUCCCGUAUUAGCUAAGGAAGCGGCUGCAGUCACUAUCUGGGCUAUCACCCAAAAUGUUGAUUGCUGCAAGCACUGGGAGAAUCUCUAUAACGACAAUUUGGAAGCUAGUGUUGCUGUUCUUAAAAAGCUCAUAGAAGAGUGGAAGGAGCGUUGUGUGAAACUGACUCCUGCUGAUACCCUCGCUCUCAACCGAACAAUUAAGAGCUUGAGGCAAAAGAACGAGGAAGCUCUUGCUGAGGGAGGAGCCAAUGGUGCAAGCCAUUCCCUUUACAAAGAUGCAGACAAAUGCUGCAAGGUGAUCUCUGGGAAACUCUCCAGUGGUGGUGGCUUCAUCAAAGGUAUAGCUAUCACUGCACUCCUGGCUGCUGCAGGUGCUGCUGCUCUGUCUGCCAACCCCGAGGCUAUAGCAGAGCUGAAGAACCAGGUGGAGUUGUGGGAUCUCAACAAAUUCACUGAGUCAGUAAUGACAGCUUUUAAGAACUGAAAAUGAAAACAUGGUUGGUGACGAUAAGCAAGAGAAGUAAGUCUCCUUAUCGUCGGUCUAGAAGAACCACUUGAAAAGCCGCCUUUUUUAUGCUCUCUGAUUACGAAGUUUUGAAACCUGACCAGAAUUAGGAGAGGUUAGGCUGAUGAGUAAGAAGAGGUUUCUGUCUUAUAAUCUUUUAUUUGUGGGGAGUUUGUUCAAACAAAGCUCACAAGUUGUAGAAGGUGUUGAGAAUGUUGUUUUCUAGUUUGAGAAUAAUGACUGUUUUUAUGUUUCAUAUUUUUUUUUCUUCCUUUCCGGGAACAAUAAAAGUUAAAUUUCAUUUC